Messenger RNA from Puma concolor (puma), 1608 nucleotides. The record is from RefSeq and is a predicted model, not a curated record. NCBI's taxonomy places the organism in Eukaryota, Metazoa, Chordata, Mammalia, Carnivora, Felidae.
AUGACCGACGCCAAGUAUGUCCUCUGCAGAUGGGAAAAGCGAUUAUGGCCUGCAAAGGUUUUGGCCAGAACGGAGGUGGCAACAAAAACUAAGAGGAAAAAGGAAUUUUUUCUAAGUGUUCAAAUACUCUCCCUAGAUGAAAAGAUUAAGGUGAGGAGCACGGAAGUGGAGGCCUUGAAGACGGCUCACAUCGAACGAAUCGCUUCCACGUUGGCCUCCCAGAAUGAGGUUCCUGCUGAACCCCUAGAGGAGCUGGCCUACAGACGCUCGCUUCGAGUGGCCCUGGACGUUUUGAACGAGAGCACAGGUCUGCCUCGAGAAAGCCCUUCUAGAGAAGAAAGAACCGCUCUGUGUUCACGAGAGAAGCCCAUGGAACUGGCCUCCUUGCUCUGUGACCCUGCCUCUUCCUGCGUCCAGGAGGCUGUCCCGGGCACAUCUGGACCCGAGAGGAGGGAACGUGUCCACCCGAGGCUGUCAGGUUCCCCCACUUGUCAAAAGGACCCCAGGUGCAAGGUGGACCACAAGAAGGAGCUCAGGAAAAGCGCAAGCCCGCAAGCCUUGGUAGUCCCACCAGCCGGAGGUGGUUCUCAGGAUGGUCAUGGGUCGAGAACGUGCUGUGCAAGUCGGACAACCCCUCGUAAAAGGGGAAGAAGUGUAGCUCCGGAGCCCGCCGUGGGUCAGAGCGCACCUUCCGUCUCGGAGGGAGACGAUGAAGAAAGCCGCCUGCCAGCCCCCGGCUCACCUCCCACAGUGAAGGAGGAGGGUCUCCAGGCCAAAGGACGAGACGCCAGCUUACCUUUGCCUGGCCCCACCGGGCCCCCAGCCCCAGGGCCCCCAGCCUGCCCGGAUGCCCAAGGCCUCCCUGCCAAGCGGCCUCGCCCCGAUAGUGGCCAGAGGCCACCCGCGGCGCGGCUGGAGCCGGGGGCAGUGGCGUCCCCCAGGCAGGGGCCCGGGAAAUGCAGGGCUCUGCCCGGCGCUGCCAGACUCCACCUGCCUGCCCCCCGGGCGUCCACGGAGGAGACGGGAGAUCUUCGAGUCCUCGUGGAGGAAGCUAAAGCCCGUCCGACUUCGGGAGAGUCCGUGGAGCGUGCGCCCGUCCGUUCCGUUCUGGAGGAGGAGGAGGACGAAGAGGAGCCCCCCCGCAUCCUGUUGUACCACGAACCACGCUCCUUUGAAGUAGGAAUGCUGGUCUGGCUGAAACACCAGAAGUACCCCUUCUGGCCAGCAGUGGUCAAGAGCGUCCGGCGAAGGGAGAAGAAAGCCAGCGUGCUCUUCAUUGAGGGCCACAUGGACCCGAAAGGGAGAGGAGAUGCUGGUCCCCGUGCGGGGACGGCUGUGGUUCCCGCUGAGGGGGCUCCAGCCACCCAGCAGGUGGGGCCUGGGAUGCUGCUGAACCCCACAGUGCCCGGGACACCCCCGAGAGCCAUCAUCUGUGCGAUCGCUGCGGUGGACGCCGUGGAUUACGAGACGGCUGAGGCGAAGUACCUCCGAGGACCUUCGCUCAGCUACCGGGAAAAAGAAAUGUUUGAUAACCAGCUCCUGGAAGAAAGGAGUCAGCGGUGCUGACGCUGGAGGGGCUGCUGCGCGGGUCCUGUGGCCGGUGGGUCC